Molecule: messenger RNA, 22946 nt
Organism: Paramuricea clavata
Lineage: Eukaryota; Metazoa; Cnidaria; Anthozoa; Malacalcyonacea; Plexauridae
Source: the annotation of a GenBank genome assembly
GCCACGUUUCUAGGUUGGGUCCUAUCAAGUUCAAUUUCUAAAUAUGUAUUUUUAGGUUUUAACAUUGUGCCUCGCAAUACACCCGAAACAUUUGGAGACUUUGAGCAAAGAUCGAUCGUGGCAAAGUUUUAUCACAGAUUUGGUAUUACUCUGCAAUCACAGGUACGUUAUUGAAACCAUCUAUAACACAGCUCAAAAUAUCCUGGUCCUAGAAGCGCUUAAUGAACGGUAACCAGGGUAAGCUCAGAACAACAUUGUUGUUCAUUCCGCACGCUCUCUCUAACUGAAGUUGGUUUGAUCACUGGUAUUUUACCCGAUGACUAAAUUAACGUGGCAGUUAAGUCCGUUCUGCUCAUGGUCGUGGUUUGUUUAUCUAUUCUCUUUUGAAACGUAUUAAAAUAAUGUUGCAACCUGCACUCACAACUACGUAGGUAUUUGACAAUGUGUUAUAGCUUUAUUUUGAUGAAAUUAUGUAUAUUAAACAAGUACAUGAUAAUUGUUAUAUUUCUUAUAACUUGAAAUACUAAACUAUAAAACACGCGCCCUUGUUGUUGUCGUCCUUCAGCUUAUUUCAUGCAUGCCGGUUCAAGCUGGUGAAAUAAGCAUAUUAAAUACAAGAAAAGAAAAAUUUGACCUCUGUGUUCAGUAGUAAAUACAUAAACAACUGAUAUACAGUGUGAGUCUAUACCAUUAUGCCCACCAUGCACUCCACCCACCGCUGUCACAUGACAUGUAACUGAACAACGUUUCUCAGUAUUAUCUAAAACAGGUCUAAAAUAGUUUAAUCAAAUUCACCGUCGGAAUUUCCAUAUUCAAAAAGCCUUCAAUGUUUCAAUUAUUUAGUGCUUUAAGAUGGUACGUCGUAGAACAAUUCUUCCUUAUGGCAACCCGAUGUUCAGAUGGCCACAGACCGUUGAUUUUUCUUAUCACUUUGUUAUUUUCUGUUUUAACGGUAAGUUAUUUUUUCUAUAUUUCUCGAAUUAAUGUGAAAAUUUUAUCAAAACAUAGACUUCCAAUCGAAUACAAAUUGCCACGCUUGAACUUAUGGAGAGAUAAGCACACUGCCUUGGCAAAGUAAUUAUUAAAUCAAAUUUUACUACCUCAUAUUUUCGUACAGUCAUUUUAUUAUACACAUGUUUUGACUAUUUGUUAUUGACAGGGUUAAUUGUUUGCGUUAAUGCUUAUUUAAUAUUUUCUUUUUUUGUCUUUGGUUAGCAUCCGAGCUCCUAAGUAACGACAACUUUCAAAUUUUUAAAACCCUGCCUUAUACGCGUGUAAUUUUGUAAUGUUUAUUUUAUUUCACUCUAUGCAGACAAUAGUGGAAGACAACCCUGGAACAAGUGGAGAAUAUUUCACACUGCUCUCAAAGUAAGUCAAAUGAUUCACUCCUGCGGAGUCGUGUAAGGAGUCCUACGCUUUCGUAAUCACAGACAGGAAUUAACAUACCGAAUAAUAAAAUAUUUCUCUUGCUCAAUUGUCGUAAGUAAGCCUCCAUUUUUUUUUCAAUACGACACAGUGAUAGAGAAAUCUAAUAAAAAUAUAUUGAAAACACAAAUGUUUUGUUCACUUUUCCUACAACACCGCCUUCUUUCAAGAACAAUUGACCACGUUACCCCCCCCCCCCCCCCCCAACCCCCAAUGGUCUGUCGCGUACGCACAGUCCGCCAUGUCACAUCCUGUUUCUAAUUCUACUGAUCUAAGUAAUUAAUCUGAACUAACGAAUCUCCAGCACAAUGACGAGAAUCCCAGGAACAACUAAAUAAAAUAAAUGUUAUGUUUUGUGCUUUUUAGGUUAUUAAAUUUUGCUCACACUGUAACUGCACCGUAUUCAACAGCAGAGAAGUUAUUAGCGAAUGAAAUCGCGUGGUUGAAGAGAGCAAAGGUUCGAUACUAUGCCCAGUACAUAUACAGCCGGCCAUCUUGAAAACCUUCUUGACUAUUAACAGGGCACUUAUAAGUAUUUCACUUAUUCGUGGUACAUAUAUAUAGGGCUAAUGGUAACUCAAAAACAAUUUCCAUUAACUGUUUAUCCAGCUAGGAAUUUAAGUUCUUGGGAGUGUUUCUAAAUUUCCAGGAUGUGUUCAUGCCAAUUACCUUGAUAGCCAACGAUUCCAGUUAUGCUCGCCAACAGUAGACUGUGGUUCUAUAUUUUACAAUCAAAUACAAGGCGAGCAUACGCAUUAAGUUAUUUUAGCAACUCUUGGGCAGUUGGGAGCAUCUAAAGCCAUUUAACACUAUACGGUUCACAUUACCUAUAUAUUCAUCAAAACAUUAAAACAUCGCGGAUCACAUUUACCAAUUUCAACAAACUAGAUCUUACUAACUGUCUUACGACUUAAAUACGAGGAAAUUCUGUCUGUUGUAAGUAGCAACACACUGUAUUUUAUGAACCUACACGGCUAUAUAUAAAUAAUGAAGCCGCCCUCAUUUGAUCUACGUAGCCUAAGACACUGUUAGCAUGACGUUUUACUCCUCACAAGCCGAAGGAAGUCCUUGGUUGAUGGAGGGUUCUCUUGAGUCCUGUUAUCUUCGAAGUGAGACAUGCUUGUAAAUUUUAUCCACUCAUGUAAAGCAUGGAAUUUUUGUUCAUUCAACUCAUUUGUCUUUUGUUAUAAUUUUCAUUUCCGUCCCAAACCCUAAAAUAAAUGAUGACUGGUCCUUUGGCUAAAUGUAAAGAAAUUUGUGACCAUAUUUUGAAUAACUAAAAAAGAGUUAAAUUAACAAACUAUUAUGCUGGGGUUGUUCCCACGAACAGAGUGUGUCUGGUGCAGUGCUGUAGUAUUCUGGAUAGAAUCAUUACUUUGGGCGCGCCACCAAAUUACAACAACAACAAUUUUUUAUAUAUGUUUACUGACAUAACCUAAACGAAUUAAUCUCGAUUUUUAUGUUUAGGAUUUGGUAAAAUCUUCUGGAAGUACCGAAGCUGUUGCGGGUUGUUUGCUAGAAGGACAUCUUCUUAUUACGAGAGAACUGUUAUUGUUUUUAAGUCCAACGAAAAAACAUCAAGUUGGUUGCCACUCUAAUGGACCUUGUCUUGUCAAGGUAGAACGAUCGUUAUGUCAAAAUAAUAGAGAGGUUAAGAUACCCGGUUCCGUUUUACGGGUACGAGUAUCGCCAUUUUGUUUACCAAUUUUUGCUGAUGUCAGCAUUUUACCCGUAAUUUCUACCCGUUUCCCCGCAGUAAACCAAGGUCUACACGUAAAAGACAAACGGGUACGGGUGUUUUCUGUUUACUAUUUGUGGGCCGUUUAAAUAGUAAAAAUUUUCAACAGACUUACCCAAAUAAAUAAUGCACUUAUGCUCGUCAAAGUCUUCAACAAUCUAUGGCAAACCUCAACAGCGAAAGCUGCCAUUCUCUGAUAGGUUUACUCACGCCGGAAUAUCUUGGAUUUCUUAUGUUACAAGUCGUUCCCCGGUUUACGGGUACGGGUACGUGUAUAUCACCCGUACCCGUAAACCGGAACCGGGGUAUCUUAACCUCUCUAAUAUUGCAAUUGACCUUUCCAGUAAUUACGUCACAACUACAUUGUUUUCAACUUAGGACCACCUUAAAUCACGCUUAAAUGGAAUGGAGUUCAAGUUCUUUCCCACUGGCUAUGCGCAAAGAAGCAGAACAUCCUUCUUUAACACAUGCAUGAUAAAAAAUGUAUUAUUUCGACCAAUAAAUGCGGGAAUAAGCUUUAACACGAAAACGAGGCUGAGGGGCCCAAAGGAGCCAUGGCCCCUCAGCCUCGUUUUCGUGUUAAAGCUUAGUCUCACAUUUAUUCGUCAAAAUAAAUAAAAUCGUUUUCAUGCAUGUGUUGAAGAAGGAUGCUCUGCUUCUUUGCGCAUAGCCAGUGAGAAAAAAAUUGAAAUCCAUUCCAUUUAAGGUGAUCCUAAGUUGAAAACAACGUAGCUGUGACGUAAUUACCGGAAAGGUCUAUUGACGUUGCAUUAAUGUUUCACUAUAAACAUUUUAUGUGUGGAUGGGGUUUAUGGGGGGGGGGGGAGUACCAAAUCUAUCCUUAAUGUAUUUCCAACUAAAUUUUGGUCCCUAAUUCUGAAAAGCUUACACCAGCUCGGCUCUUGCCGACGGUAUUUCCUGGAACACUGCAUGCCUCAAUGAUCGCGUCGUGCUUGAUGAUCAUCGAUCACGAAGCACCCGCUAUCAGAUCAGGCUUGAUACAUCUCUGGUUUUAUGAAACUUUUUUUUACCGAAAUUUAAAGUAUGUAUUGUGAUGUCUUCGCCUGGUAGAAUUAUAUUUCGUCGACUAUGCACGAUUAACAUUCACAAUUUUUGGGCGUCUCGCUCUCGAUAGAACUGAAUGUUGAAUGGUUUAUAUGUUCAAGGUUUACUGUAUGUUCCUAUUUUCGCAGCUACUGCGUGAGUUAUCAAAUCCGAUAAUGAUUACUUUUUAAUAUGCAUGCAGGGCAGGUUAUAUUUUUUGUUGCUUUCCGUACAAAGCCAAGAAAUAUUGCAUUAUUUCGUAGUCCUAUUUAAUUUUCAUUAUAUUACUUUUUUAGGAAUUAUUAGAUGAGUUUAUUUUCCCAGCAUCAAAAAUCGUCAUAGAGUCAAGAAAAUGUGGAGGUAAACCUAUUAUUUAAUUCCAGGUGUUUAUUUGAAGUUUGUCCAAAGGCUACAAGUAUGUGUAUUCAGCUGUAUAGGUAUCUUUUUAACACAAACCAAAAUCCUGAUAUUUGCCCAUACACCUACGUUGGUAUCACCUUAGUAUCUUUUUAAUACAACCUCUUACCCAGGCUCGUUAUAAGAGGAAGGAGCGAAGUUACAUUAAAAGUAACGUUAAAAGUUACGCCCAAAAUAUUUUCAUCUAUGGAAAAUCUCACCCUCUGAAAGGGGAAAUGUCUUGCUCUGAUACAUGGUGGUGGGUUUGCCCAUAUUGAGGUAAAUCCGAAGCCCAUGCACGAUUUUGUAGGAUUUAUUCUCAUAUUAAUACCUUUUAACGUUGUAGUGGGUGUUUACGUUUAUUACUGGUGAUUGUUUAGAUGUGUGGGAUAAACCAGUGAUCGCUGUAUGUAAUACGUCACCAACCCUUGUUGCUGCGUUUGAGUUAUUGGUGUCAUUGUGUGCUGGUUGUAUUGAGAAUCUGCAGUAUGUCGCUAAUGCACUCACAGAAUUGUAUUACUCAGGUACGAUCCGUCAGCUCCUUAAUGAUCUCCAUUGUUAAACACUGUAAUAACUUUACAAACUUUCGGAGCGCGUUGCAAAUGCUAUUCGAGAAUGACCUUUCGUCCACUUGCGUGAAUGAAUUGAGAAUUUUUUGAGCUUUGCAAAACACGCUCGACUUUUCGGAUAGCUCUCUUUCUCAACUCCUUACCAUCGGAAAUCCAUCAAACUUCAAGGCUUGACAAUUACUACACCUAAGUGAAUGGUCAGUUCAUUUGUGUUUUUUUUAUAUCUGAAUUAGAAGGAUAUUGCAUAGGGUUUAAUAGUUGAAAAAGCUCGGGUUUUAGCUACCCUUUAGAGACGUUGAGAAAAUAUGUACAUUUAUGUGGGGCUAUCCGCUUCCUUUCAUCCUCCGCCAACUGUGUUUAUUCAUGUUCUGUAUGCAGGAAAUGAAAUGCCUCUCUUGGAGUGGGAAUACACUCCUCCUAUUGGACCACGACCUAUGAGAGGAUUUGUUGGAUUGAAAAAUGCAGGAGCGACGUGUUACAUGAAUUCUGUCAUUCAACAGGUAUGUUGAUAUACAGUACUAGCAGCAAUGCGAAACUUCGUUACCCGAUUAUUUUAAAAAUAAUCAUCUUUGCGAUUAUUUACCGAUUAAUCGUCUCAUUUCUACCAGAAAUGAUGUUUCCACAACGGAGUCUCCUGUUUUGUCCAGGGUUUAAUUGAAGUAAUCAACAUUGGAUUUUGUAAUCAUGCCCUCGUAUUUUAUACUUUCGUGAGAAUAGUAAAAUCCUAUGCAGGUUUGAGAGGAGAGGGGUGUUGGAGAGGAGGGUUUAAUAUGGGAGAAGCAGGCUUAUUGUAUGCAUGGCUUAUUAGAAGCAGGCUUAAAUGAGGCAUAAACGAGGAGAGGCAAGAUUAUUGGCUUAGAAAGACAGCGGCGAAGUAGCGGAGCUAUCCAUGGCAACAGUAAAGACAUUACAUUUCUAAAGUUUUGAAUAAUUUAUAAAUCAAAUGAAAAACUUGCAUAGCAUGACCAGCUGCUACGGCUAGCUUCGCCACUGAACUGGCGUGAUUGAUCACAAUAAACCUUCGGGAAAAGAAAUAAACCUUGAAGUACACAUUCGUUUUUGUAUUAUGAAGGGGGAGUCUCCAGGGUGGGGCUUAAUAGAUUUCUUCCUGAUAUUUGACAUUUAUCUUUAUUAAAUAAGAUAGGGGAUUUGUUUUAGAGGUUUUAAGAUAUUAUAGCUUCUUUGUACUGUAGUUAUUCAAAUUCGUAACGUCUAUAUGAUCGAUUAAAGGCUCUUUUCCAUUUGUUACAAAAACCAACUUGCUGCGAGUGCUUGCAUCUAAUUUAAAUAAACUGUCGAGCAUUGUGAUUGGAUGAAAGUAUUCGUAGCGAGCUUGCGAGUUGACUCUUGUGAUGAAUGGAAAAGAAACCUAAGUGAUCUAUUUUGCUUUUUUUUAUUCUAGUUGUUCAUGAUUCCUAAGAUUCGAGAAGGCAUCCUAGCUGCGGAGGAAACACUAACAUUACCAGACGAAGAAUGUUUGAAUGAGGAGGAGAAGGCAGAAAGUGAAAGUACUGUUGAUACAGGAUAUCAGUCUGAAGACUCGAAAGACAAUAGUAAUGAGAAAGAUAAUAACAGAGAAAAGGAAGCAAAACUGAACUUAGAAUAUCAAACGUCUAUAUUAAAACAAUUACAGUUUAUAUUCGGUCAUCUCAGUGCAAGUCAGCUACAGUAUUACGUACCUCAAGGCUUAUGGAAAACAUUUAAGUAAGUAUUAAACAGUGAUAUGCAGAAAUGUCAUUUCUGAAAUAUACAAAUUGAAGUUGCCUGUCACCUUUGAAGCUUGAAGUAAAUGCACCCCUGCGUUCAGGAGCUAAAAAUACCCAUUUACACGUGGGUAGACAGUAGCAGCGAAAAUAUUCGAUUUUCUAGGGAAUCUAUAUGCAUUUAUUCUCCUUAAAUUGUCAGUCUCUUACUAAGACGUUGUCUUAAAAGAUGCCAUGCAUGAUGUGCGUGGUUUUAGAGACGUUGAGAAAAUAAUAUGUACAUUUAUGUGAGGCUGUUCGCUUCCUUUCAUCCUCCACCAACUGUGUUUAUUCAUGUUCUGUAUGCAGGAAAUGAAAUGCCUCUCUUGGAAUGGGAAUUGCCAAUUGUGGUUACGAUUGACAUGGCUGCGGUACUAUCUUGAGUUACAGCGGGUGUGUUCAAAUAGUGAAAUUCGUACUAUGGAAAUAAUAUUUACAUUACUAAAUCCGUAAUACAUAUUCAAUGUAUGGAACCAUUAUUAUGCAAAUUGAUUUCCAUACUAUUUCCAUAGUAAGGAUUUUGGAAAAAGAAAUUCAAUGUACAACGCCAUGCGGUAGGGUUUUCCCUUCCCAACUUCUGAAGGAGUAAUUCAGAUUCCUGUGUAGUAAGACAUUCAAAGUAUGAGAGAGAAAUAACAACGUUUAUCUUUCUCUCACAGAUAUCAAGGUGAACAAGUAAACCUCCGAGAACAACAUGAUGCUCUGGAAUUCUUCAAUAGUUUAAUUGAUAUUUUGGAUGAAGGAUUAAAAGCGUUAGGGCAUGAACCUGUUCUUAUCCGGAUACUUGGAGGAACUUUCGCCGAUCAAAAAAUAUGUAAAGGCUGUCCACACAGGUUUGUUUGUCUUUUGUUUAUGUUGUUCACGCUCUGUUAAUUAAUUAGUAGAAUAAUCAUUAUUAAAAAAUUAAUUAAUUAUUAUUAAGUAAAGCAGCUAAUUGUCAGUGUAUUACUUAUAGUUAAUUAGUUACGUAAUUAGUUGGUCAGAUAGUUCACAAGUUAGUAUAAAUUGUUUGUUGUAUGUAACAAGUUACUUAGUAAUUUAGUUAUUUUGUGACAUGGUUACCAAGUUAUGAAUGGUUGAUUGAGUAAAUGUCAGAAUAAGUUCCUUGUACGUUUGCAUGGCGAUAAAACAUAUAAUAGUUUUGUUUGUGGAAACACCGCGUGAAUUUAUUACUGCAAAGCUUUCGAUCCGUAAGCCCGGAUCUUCAUCAAUGCUAAUAAUAAAUUUACGUGGUGUUUCAACAAACAAAACUAUUAAAUGUCAGAAUAUUUCUCACUCGAUUGAACUAACGUUGAAGGAGAUUGUAGUGGAAAUUUGGACUGUAUAAAUUGUAUACAUUUAUUUAUAGAGCGAACCAGGAACAGCUGUGAAAAAUGUAUCUAUAUGCCUUCUGACAGGAAGCAAACCUGUAGCCCUGCGUUUCCAGUGCAGUUCUAACCAGCUCGACAAUUGGGCUCUGUGGCUUGAUUCCUGCCAGAGGGCAUAUAUAUAGUUACAUUUCUCGUAGCUGUUCCUGGUUAGAUCUAAAUAAAUGUAUAAAAUUUAUACAGUCGAAAUCUCCAUCUACAAUCUCCUUCAACGUCAAUGGUCGAUUGCGUAUCUCGUUCGUUGUUUCCUUCGUUGUUUGGCUAUUUCCUAAGUAAGGUAGUAGAUAGUUCAUUGAUGAAUAUGUCUUGUGCGAAUAAAAUAAUUUUAUGCACCAGAGUAUGCAUUUCUACUGAAAAUACGUAAUGUGCAUGAUUGUUUUCUGUUUAGGUAUUCCAAAGACGAUCCAUUUAUUGCACUAACUAUUGAUAUUCGCAAUCAUCAAAACCUCAUUGAAUCACUUGAUCAGUUUGUAAAAGGAGAUCUACUUGAGGGGGCUAAUGCUUAUCAUUGUGAUAAGUGCAAUAAAAAGGUGGGCGGAUCUACACAUUAUUUAUGCGGAGUAUUUUCUUAGGUUUGCAUUCUACAUUUGCCGAACUGUGCCAAAUAUCCAAACCGAGUUUUGCAUGAAACACUCCAGGAGAACAGUAAUAAGUUAAUUAAUCCAGUAUUUAAUUCCGCAGGGCGCUUAUACAGUGGGCGGCGUACCUAAUUCAUUGCUGUUUUUUGCCCAAAGUACGAUCGUGCCAGUCUUUCCGCAUCGUACUUUGAUAAGCACGAUAUGACAGCGUUGCCAUGCCUCGUUAUGCCUCGUAUAUAAGCGCAUUGAUCCAACUGUAACCCAUUGAUCUGACAUUUGAUGUUAUUUUAGGUUGACACCGUGAAACGAAUGUGUUUCAAGAAACUACCUAAAGUAUUAGCUAUCCAGCUCAAAAGAUUUGAUUACGACUGGGAAAGGUACAAAUUAUUUGCAAAAUAUUUUUUCAUUUUAGUUCGUAAUUCUCGUUGGAUUGAUUGCUUUGCUUCACUGCUAACUAUCGCAAGCAUCGUCUGUGAUAGUUACUGCAAGCAUCGUCUAUGAUGAAGUUUCAUUCAUCAACACUUUAUCACACAAACUUAAAAUUAUUUAAGUUCUGUGUAUGUUUGCAUGGCGAUAAAACAUAAAAAAAUGGAAAGGCAGAGGGAAAAGAAGAGAAACAUUUCCGUGGGUAAUUCAUGAAAAUCAGUGUUUCCACUUUCCAAAAUGAUUUUUUCUAAUUUUUUCCUAAUGGAAAGUAACUUAAAUAAAUAUGAAAAGCUUUACUGAGAAUUGCAAAUUUACUAUAUAAUAACUUAUAACUGGCUAAUUUAUAAUUUAGGUAUUUUAUUCUAUCUUGGGGAGGGGAGAAAUAUACUAUGUCACAGUAUUACUAUUAGGUACAGGCCUUUGAGGCUGAUGUAGUAAAGAUAUGGGGAAAAGAAUCGAAUCUGAAAAGAAGGGGGGGGGGGAAUCAAAGUUCAUUGAAGAAUAUACACCCCUGAAUUUAUUACUAUUAUUUAAAUUAUUUGCUUAAAAAGAACAUCUUAAUGCUCAAUCUUGGCUAUAGAAGAUAUUGGGUUUAGAGCCCUUUACUUUGUUACAGGUCACAUAUGUACGAAACCAUAUUGUUAUAUCAAUGAAUAUAAAAUAUAAAUGAAUAUAAAAUAUGACAUAAUUUAUAAUUAUGUCAUCAGUAACAAGAUAAAGGGCUCUGAAGCCAAUGUCUCAUCACGGAAACGAGGCUCAAUAACCACAGCUCAGUGCUUUCUGGAAGGGUAUAUUAAGAUCGAUUUUUGGCUGUCAGAAUUAAUAAGGGGCAGUACUUCCUUAGUCUCCGCCACUAGUAGUAUUGGUCCAAAGAGUUUCACAGCUUUGAUUUGUUUUGUGUUGUUUUCAUUAUCAGGGAUGUUGCUGUAAAAUUUAAUGACUACUUUGAAUUUCCAAGAGAGUUUGAUAUGGAACCAUAUACUGUUGAAGGACUAGCAAGAAUUGAAAGUAUGCGUUUCAGUUGUGGAGUAGUAGUAAUGGCUAAACAGAUAGUUAUUACCAAACAUACAGGGUUAUCAGUUUGACCCAUACCCCAAGGGACUACGUCCCAGAUAUAUUGAACUUUUGAAAUAUAAAUAUAAAAUUUAAAUACGAAUGGUUUGACGAAAUGGAGAGUUAUCUCCAGAACGUUAAGUUUGAGAGUUUAAGUUCGAGGCACACCUAAACCACGCCGGCUAUUAUCUCUCUUGCAUGAAGGAACUGAAAUAAAAUUGCCCUCACUUAUGUCAGUGAGUGUCUUAAACCCUCAGAGUUUUAUAUCUUUUUUCUAAACAUAAAGCAUAUUAGGGUUUAGAAUUGGUUUGUUCAAUAAAUUAAACAUAAUAAGCUGCAAAAUUCAUUUUGUUAAAUUUCUGUUUGAUCAGAUGAAUCGGCAGAAGAAAACGAGAACAACACAGAAGUGACAGAACAUAGUGGUAACGAUCGUAGAGAACACCCAAGUACAAAAUAUCGUUUAGUUGGUGUUGUCGUACAUAGUGGACAAGCAUCUGGCGGACACUAUUAUUCGUAUAUCAGGUAUGACUCACAAGCACUGGGGAACUUAUACAACGGAGCAGCUGAAACAUUUUAAAUUCUUGAUGUUUCGUGAAAUGUUUCCCUGUUUGCUCACCCUGUUUGUUGACAGGGUUCGUACGCCCCCUGGAAAUCCUGGAAAACAUUUCUGCACGCCUGUUUGACUCAAAGCUUCAGAAAAUAGAACUUCUAUUGAUCCAGACAAGACUUCUUGGAAAAUAUUUUCAAAUAUAUAAACAAACUGUUGGAAGCUUGCUUUAGGGUUUUUUAGGUUAACCUAGGAUUAAGGUAAUCGAUUUUUGAUUUAAACAAUAUUUAAUUUAAGAUCAUGCAGUAGAUAAUAGUAAUCACAUAUCCUAAAUAACUGUUGAUAAAAUUCCGUUUUUUGUCAAUUUUAGAACAACAGCUCAUGGUUAUACGAAUUGGUUCAAAUUUGAUGACGGAGAUGUCAGUGACUGUAAAAUGGAUGAUGACGAGGUACCUUACUGUGUUAUUGUGCAGUACCUUACUAUUUUCGUUUUUACUCUGAAAAUCGUGGUACAACCUGGAGUAAUUUUCCGUGCAUGUCAGUCAUUUCAUUGGAGUUAUUUUCAGUGCAUAAGAUUAAUUAUUAUGGCCUUACCUGGAUGUAUAAUAAAAAUCAUUUUGUAUAAUUUGAACGUGUUCAGGAAAUGAAGACGCAGUGUUUCGGUGGUGAAUAUAUGGGCGAAGUGUUUGAUCACAUGAUGAAAAGGUGAGAUACCAUAAUUAGUACAUAACAUUGUAUUAUUGAAAUAGAUGAUUGUUAUGGGAAUGCAUCAUUCCAUUUUAGUGGACCUUUGCGUAAUAUACUUUCCAUAACAAUAGUGCCAUCACGAUCCAAUGCUCAGAAUAUUCCAUUGACUUUUCGUUGUUUUGGAAAUCCUACUGUUUUCCAUGCCAUCUAGCACUUAUUGUUUUCACUUAUUUACGCAAAUGACCUACUGACAUAUAUUUGGUGGAUUGAAUUGAUGGUAAAACUACAGUAUAAGUUUCGGAUAAGAAUUUUCCAUUGUCUCGAGGCCAGUUGUACGAAGGCUGGAUCGGAUAGUGAUUUUUCAAUCUUCGUAGAAAUGCCUAAUAUUCUGUGAAACUGCAGAUAUGAUCCUUACAAAUCUCAUUCUUUCUUUAUAAUUUUAGAAAGUUUGAAAGAAAUACUUAUCUUUUGGAUAGCCCUAUCUGGUUUUCGUACAACCGGCCCCUGCGAAUUGUUUCUUUGCUCUAUAUAUACAUGUGGCAUACAUGCAUGUCUGAAUGAUAUGCCUCUUUUUAUUAGGAUGUCGUAUCGUCGUCAAAAAAGAUGGUGGAAUGCUUACAUUUUAUUUUACGAAAGAAUGGAUGAUCAAGAUAACUAUGGCAACGUUGCUCUUACGAAAGGUAAAUUCCAACUACAUAAUUAUAUCAUCUUUGAUCAUACCUGUAAUAUAGCCUAGAUGCGGGCACCCAGCCUUAACAUUUGGCUGGCUCCUAUGCGCAGGCUAUAUUAAAUACCAAAAAGAUUUGACAAGCGACGUAUAUACAAUAUCGAGCGUCGAAGGAUGAUGAUAGACGUUUCUGCUUGACGUGACAUGAUUGCCCUUCAUCAUUUGAAGAACUGCUGUCGCCACAAUUUAUGUGUUUGACGUCCUUGUUGUCAAAAACGUGACAUGCUUUUGUUCGAUGUCCUACUCAGACCAUCCUGAUCGCAGGUUAUGUACUUGUGCACCAUCGCAUAUUGUUACGACGUUUUAUGGUUAUACGAUAUUUUGAUGGGUUAUUUUCGUUCAUGUGAUUGUCUGCUAUAAAAACAGCGAACGUGCAUUCAACUGUUUCUUCUUACUAACUAUCAUGACAAAGGCACUCGAAACGCCCGAAUCCUUCGCUUGUAUCCCUCAAGCUGGAAGUACCAACGAUUUCCAACCGCCACAGGCAUGUCUUCAUCGCGUCUUUCAAGUGUUAUUCAUUUGCUUUUAGAUUUUAAAAUCCCAGGUGUAAUUGAACAGGAAGUCAGAAAACAAAAUAUGGAAUUCUUACACAACAGAAUACAGUUUUCGAAUGAAUAUUUCGAUUUUAUAAGAAAACUAGUAACGGUGAAUAUUAAUUUAGACUCGGUAAGUACAUCAGCUAUGUUUAAAACUAACUUAACAGGGCUCCAUGAAAGUAACCGGUUAGUAAAAAUUUUGCUAUGUUGCAGUAUUUAUGAUGAACGCCUGUAUAAGCGAUACGAGACGAGGGGCCAGAGGGAGGCUGCAGCCCCCUCCCCCCCCCCCCGCAAUAUUGAAGUUGGGAAAUUAGAAACGUAAGUUGGCCAAAAUGCAAAAAAGUCGGGCAAAUUUUUUACGUACGCCUAUGAAUGCAUGAUCGUCAAAACGUUGAAUAAAAAUUGCUUUGCCGCCUUUAGAGUUAUGUGGCAGUCAGAUUAAAAUCUUGUGUUAAUAAUAAUUUUUGUUUGUUAGGAGGAUGUUGAAGAUCUUUCAUUAAUCAGUAUAACACUAUUAUCCAAAUUUUUGUUUACAUGUGGAUUACGGACAAAGAAAACGAUAAGGUUAAAAAAACCAGGUUUCCAUAUGGCCGUAAUAGUCGUAAAGAGUGAGUCGCGAUCCGAAAUACAACAAUUUAGAACUGAAAAUAUACAGGGUGAUUCAGGGUCUUAGCUAGCGGGCCGUGUUGACCGUGUUAUCGUGGCCAAAAGUGGAAAAACACGGCUAGAUAAAAUUAACGCUGCCUUACUAUUUUUAUAUAAGGCCGUGUAGGUUCAUAAAAUAAGGUGGUGCUACUUACAACAGACAGAGUUUCUUCCUAUCUACGUCGUAAGAAAGUUUGUAAAAUCUACUGUUGUUGUUGAAUUGGCAAAAGUGAUCCGUGAUGUUUUAAUAUUUUGAUGGAUAAUGGGAACUGUAUGGUGUUAAAAUGGUUUUAAAUACCCCCAAGAGUUGCUGAAAUAACUUAAUAUUUUAAUGUUAGUGCGCAAUAUGAGCGUAUGCUCGCCUUGUAUUUGGUUGCAAAGCAUAGAACAACCACAAGCAUAGUUGUUGUUGGCGAGCAUAACUAGAACCGUGAUUUUGCUAUUCAAGGUAAUUGACAUGUGCACACCCUGGUCAUUAGAAGCACGCGCAAGAUCUAAAAUCCUAGCUAAGAGCCUAAGACCCUGGGGUGAUUAUAAAUUAGAGAAUACUUAUGUUUUGUAUGUGGCUUAUAGGUGAAAAACACAUUUUAUAAUAUAAUAAUCCGGCCGUUGAGAAAGAUCGUGACUCUAUCUUUACGACCGUUACGAACACAUGGAAACCUAGCUUUUAUACAAUUAUUACUUUUUUUGCAACAGUAAAUUCGCCAUAACUGAUCUGGUGCGUACACGUAUACAUAGCUCAAACCCAACCCACAGCUGUAAUCACUGUGCCACCUACUAUGAUACGGUUGAAGUAGAAAAUCCUAAAAAACCUAAAUGUGGGCUUUUCACAAGCCAUCGGGCCGGUGCUUUAUCCCGGUUACUGAAGGCCCAAUUACAGUGGUGGCCUAACAUCCAACCUCGUAUCCAGGCUAUUUUCUCUCACACUCUGGUGCCACGGCCACCUGGCCCAAACAUGUCUAAAUAUUGGGUUCGCUGCUUAUUUGUCAAAUAUCUUGGAUGAAAUCACAAGAUUGAAAAUCUGUGCUUUAAAACAUUCGUGAAAGAAACGGUAUAAAAGAUUAUUUGAAAAUUAAUGAGAAAAAGAAUGAACCUGGAAAUAAUAUUAAAGGCUCAGUGUCACCUAUUGAGCGAUGAUAUUUAUUUGCUAAAAUUUACUGAUUCCAUUUGAUUUUAUACACGAACUUUUUCAAACUGGACCAUGUGCGCAUGCUCAGCAAUAAAUUUAUAGCUAUUUAAACCUUAACAGGGCAAGCUUUCAUGCUAACGCCCAUUAGUUGUACCUACUGAACCAUAGCACGUGGGCAAGGCUUAACAGCUCUAUACCUAUAUUGUUCGUGACCAUUGAAAUACAAACGGACACUAAAACUGCCUCGCAGUAUCUUUCAAUCAGUUGUCUGUUUUGUUUACAGAGGCCCUGCUGGUGAUUGGUAUGAGGCAAUAACGGGAUUAUUACGUCAGAGUAAAACUGUUCGUUUGUGGUUUGCUCAGAAUGUCUUGUUUGCUCAUCCCGAAAGAAUUUCAGAAUAUCUGUUAGAAUCACCAACAGCAGAGGUACAAAUAAUUUGAUGGUAUACAGUAGUUUUGAAUUGUAGAAUUGUAGUAGAAGUGUCGAAGAUGGUCGUUGUCUUUCGCCUGUAACCUCGUGCAUUACAUGCAACUGUUAAUGCCAACAGAGUACUUACAUUUAAUAAGGGUAUUCUAAAACCUAUGUUACCUGACAUCGACAGCAAUUAUGCAUCCUGAGUCUCACGCCUCCCAACACACACACGCGCGCGCACACAAAAUACGUCUAUCUUCAAAAAGAAUGAAAAUAUUUUAUGUCAGUUUUAUAAGAAGCAAAGUAUUUAUAGUAAAAAUCCAACACUCUAUUGUCAACAUAACGUUGGCUCAAGCCGGGCUAUCGUUAGUCUCCUGUGCAUACCUAGGGUAUCACACACACUUCAUAUCAUGCCUGUAUCUUUUAUUUUUGUGGAGGAGUUAACUUGUGACUUCAAAAUUCUUAAGUUUCGAGAUUUUAAAGGUUACAUUUUAGAAUUUGACCUACCCCGCCCCUAGGAUAAUGGGGGUAUCCCUCUCGAUGGCUCCCUAACUUCUGUAGCCUAGCUUGAUAUAAACGAAUUACGUAGUAGUAAUAAUGUAAUAAAAGAAUGGUGUGUUUCUCUGCAGGUACGUACGAUGUUCUCGAAGAUGUUGGUAUUUCUAUGUCGUGUAUCUAGACCUGAUGGUGAAUGUGAUCCUCCUUACGUUUUGGAAGAAAAACAAAUGGACGCAAAUAAAGGUAAGAUAUACACGUCUCCCAAGUUAUGUGUUUUGCAUAUUGUGCGUUUAAUUUCAACAGACGCGCAUGUGUGUGACCUGGUUUUUCUUUGUGUUGCAUUAAAUAUUUAAUUUUCCAAUAAUAAAUUUAUCCAUUGUUUGUAGAUUACCCAUUCAGGUCUGCCGAGAGAUUUAACUUGGCACGGGAAAAUUUUCCAUGGGUCCCUCUGGCCAAUCUCGUACUAGCCCUGGGUACGAGGUUGCCCUGUGGCGUCUUUUUUCAAACAGCAGAAUCGUUGCUAUAUAACUCUGAAUUUACCAGCAUACAAGGGCUUGAACCACAGAGAUGGGCCCCCACUUUAGUUUGUAAAAUGACCCACGUGCCUGUUGACUGUGGCAAGAUAUUUGGGACGUUGGGUCGUCAGGAAGAGACAGCUCAGUCGUUCGGUUAACAAGUUAAUAUUAUAUGAUUUUCUAUGUUUUACACUCGCAUCCAUACUGUCAAAGAUCUACUCAUUAACAAUGAAAUCAUAAUUGUAUUUCCUAACAGUUUCCAUUGUUUAGUUCAUGUCAUUCCAUCACAUUUCAUCGCUCAUGUGUCUUGAUGCUAAGAUAACUCUCCUUAACGAGUGAAAUCGUCUGGCGUUAGACAAAGUAAAAUAACACUGUAGGGCGCAUUAUGGGCCACUUAAAGGUUUAAUAUUAAGUUAUUUAAUUUAGUACAGGUUCCCGUUCACUUUUUGGCAACAUGCUGAGAUUACCCAGAAUAGAUAAUUAUUUUCGUUCAGUAAGAACAUAUACAUGCCCAUAUCCGUUAUGCACCAUGUAUCACCCGUAUAUGAACACGUAUGAGAAAUCCCGGCAAGUGUAUAAUGUAAUUUUCUGUGUUAUUCUCAGAUAUCUCAAGAACUGUCCUGAGUGAAUAUUUACUCCGUGCUAUAUUGAAGUUACUACAUAAAGAAGUGCCGGAAAAUGGACGGAAUUUACAUCAAUAUUUCUCAUUCUUUUGGAUGUACGCUAAUCUCGGUGUUGCUGAGGUAUCGAACGCAUUUUAUUUCUUUAGUUUUUUUAGUUACCAUACAAACCCCCUCGAUGGUUUGUUCUGAUAGACUUCUCCAAAUGUUUGAAAUUCCAAGAAGAAGGGUGGGGAUGUUUUAGUGAAAGAUUAUGCACAGCUUAUAUUUAACUUGAAUAGGGGUGCAACUGCGAUGAGUAUAGCUAUAGUAUACAGAAACAGUAGCCUAAUUCAAUUCAUACAAGAGCGUGUAUAUAUAUAUAUAUUAUUUAUUAUACGCUUACAUGCUAUUUACCAAUCACGAGUCUUCAAUUGGGUCACGUGCAUGGAAUUGUACGAGUUUUUUUUAUGCACACUUGUUUUCAAAAACUAAGUUAUUAACUUUUUUGUUUAGUUAUUUAAUUAAGCAAUUUCACCGCCGAUGUGUGAUACAUGUUGUCGCUGUAUUAUUCUCGCUAUAUUACUACAGUUCGAUGUAAUAAAACAGCUAUUGGAUUCAUCUUCGCCCAAUAUGGCAAAUGGGCUCGACCUUCGCUCUCGACUUAAUAUUUUGCCAUAUUGAGCUCAGAAGAAUGCAAUUUGGAAAUGAAAACAUGAAAUACAUUACUCACUCAUUUGAAUGGCACAUGCAACAACAUUCUUUUUUCAGCACUGUGUUUCGAUAAAAUUGCACUCCUCUUAGCCAGUCAGAAUGGAAUAUUUUUUUCAUGUGUAUAUUAUUAGGCUACAUAUCUCACAAUCUUGCUAAUCUUAAGUAUUGUGUAGAUUGUAUUUUUGGUUUUAUAACAUCGAGUAAAAUGUCAAUUUACUCUAUGUAUAUGUAAAAUAACUCGUUGCAAAUUAAUUAAAAUCGUUAGUUCGUGAUCACAGCUUUAAUCUGACUGUCUCUGACCGUUUUCACAUGGUGGCAGGUAAUCUGGAUAAUUGAGUUACCUGCCAGUUGGCUAAUGGUUGCAUUUUGCGCAAUUUUCGGUCUAAUAAUAUACAUAAAGAUAUUACUUGACUGUGAUUGGUUGAUUUCAGUGCAGUUAAUCCCAAACAGCAGUGCAAUUUUCUGUAAUCACAGUGCAUUUUUGUGUAAUUACAGUGCAAUUUUCUGUAAUCACAGUGCAAAAAUCUGUAACAAACUGAUCUGAUUGGUGGAAAAACAUUGUGGUGAUUAAAUCAACCAAUCAGUUUAAAGCAAUUUAGUUUAAAGAAUUAACGGUCACAGAUUGCUUCAAAACAAAACAAACAUGGCGCCGCGCUAUACAAAGUAAAACUUGGCUUCGCGUGGAAAAUAUGCCUUUUAUCUUUAUUUUUAAAUGUAAAAGCAUUUACCGUAAACAAGACUAACAAAAAUUACAUAGUUGAGUGGAAUUUUCAAGCUGUUAGCGUUGUAUAAUGUGAUAUAACAAAGCCAGGAAAACUUUGCCAGUGGAAUGUUCGCUAUAAACGCGUAAAUUAAAACUACAAUUGUCUCGAACAUUUUUAUGUAAAUUAUUAAUAAGUAAUAGCAUGGUGUCUCGUGAAAUUUGGAUAAACAUGCACACGUGAGUUUUUCAAAUACCUCAAAUAGCACUCGUCCUUCGGACUCGUGCUAUUUUGAGGUCUUUGAAAAACUCACUCGUGCAUGUUAUAUCCAAAUUACACUCGAAACCAUGCUAUUAUUACAUAUACUAAUCAUAUAGAGGGCGAAAUUGCUCAAAUAUGAUUGGCUAAUGAGGAGGGCAUUUUUUCUUAAUUCAGGGCAAAAUUACUUGUACCUGAUUGGCUGAGACGCAAGCGCGGGAAGUUUCUUGUUUUGAAUAGCAAUAAAAACAAUGGCUUCUCGCUUUGUCGUCGCGGAUAAUGAUUUUAUUGAAGAAUUAAAAACUUCUAGUGAAAACUUGAACACUAGAAAAAGUACAAAUUUAUUGGUUGGAGUAUUUAAGAAAUGGGCAGCAUUAAUUUGUUAAGGAACAUCGGCGAAGAUAUGAAGACAUACGAGGUUCAAGAACUUGACAAGUUCACAAUUAACUUACGAAUAAAUUUUGCCCUCUAUGAUUAACAAGUAAUCGCAUAGUUCCUCGUAAAAUUAAGAUUUAAUUUCACUUGUGUUUUCAAAGUGUGAAAGCAAUUUGUGAAACUUUGAAAACACGCAUGAAAUUAAACCUUAAUUUUACUCGGCCCCAUGCGAUUACCUAUACUAAUUAUUAUAAAAUUAUGGUUAAUUUAGAUAUUCUUUAUUCAGUCUUUGCUUGCCUUACAGAAAAAACAACUGUUAAGUCUGGAUGUACCAGCAUUAUUUAUUCAAGUUGCUUUGGAUGAAGGUCCAGGAUUAUCAAUUCGUUAUCAGUAUCCUGAAUUAGGAAAACUUCAUGCAGUUGUCUCCUGUCUAAUUCGGUCAUGUGAUGUAUCGAGUAGAUGGCAGUCAUCUGCGGUAAGUAUUUUGACUUUAAUGCAUGAGCUUGUUUCACACGGUAAGAUAAGCAAAAGAACUUAAUCUUAUGGGUCGAGCUGGUAGUUUGUGAUGACAUAAAACAACAAAGACAUGUUGAGACUUGGAGGCAGCAGUAUACAUGCGUAACACAGGAACUAGUACACAACGUAACCUUGGCUCAACCAUCUGAGAUUCUGAGUCCUUGUAGCUCAAUAGUUGGAGCGUCUGCUCGGUUAUCAAGAGGUUAUACAGUACGUGGUUUAUUCCCGUCACGGCUCAGACGUUUUUCUCAGAUGUAAGCUUGAUACGCACGCGCAACCAAAAUCAUAUACUUUGCACAACAGAUAUUAAUUUCUCCUUAGAGGCUUGUACUACUGCAUGCUAUGUCUUUGUUUAGCCUUGUGUCUUUGCUUGUGCUUCUGUUUAUCUCACUUCACGCGUGAAGUAAUGUGGAAGACCACAAUAGUUCAUCAACUUGUGCUGUUUUAGUGCUAACCCUCGUUUAACAUAAGUAUAUGCAGUAGAACGCUCGCAACUGCUCUUUUAACAGCACUAGGUAGUACAGGUUCCAAUUCUGCUACAACGUUUUGAUAGCAAGGCGUAUUGCCAUGGCAACAAUGUAGCAACAGAGCAGCACCAACUAUCUGGCACAAACCUUGCUUCAAUCUAUUUAGCCACAUUAAAUAAAGUUGUUCAUUUAUUUAAGCAAUAUAUCGUACACAAGAAGUUUAUCGUAGUUGAGAUACUGAGAAUUGUGUUCAGGCAUUAGCCAAAUUUUUAACAAAAGUCACUACAAUCACUACCAUAUUAAACAAUCUGUCACAGAAGCUCACAAACGAAUCAAUAAGUUGAGUGAAAUUUAUUUGAAAACUCCUCAAGGCCACUGAUUUUCAUUAGAAAAGAGCUAUACUGCGCGUGAACUUAAAGAGUAAUGAUAAUUCAGAACCAUUACAAGACGAUGACAGACAGACGUUUUAAAAUCUAACCCAACUUUCAUGCGAAGAGCAGCCCACAUUGUUCAAGCCCCUUUCGCAUUGUGUUCGAAGUCAGAUGAGGAGUUGUUUGCAUAUUUUUAUCCAGGAAGGAAGAGAACCCAUUAGAGUGAAGGAAAUGGAAUUAAUCAUGAAGAUCCAAGAAAAUGUUGACGAUCAAAUUUUUGAAAGAGCGAAGUAAGGAUAUCAUGUUCUUUUAUCAUUACGUAUCCAUUGCAGUAUUUUCGCGUUUAUUGCCUCUACUUAAUUUGUUCCUGAAAGGUGCAAAGUAAAGUGCUUCAGUCAUUAGUUGCUCAGAAACAUUGUUUCCUGGCCAUGUUUGUUAGAGAUUGGGAAAACUAGGAAACAUUGUUCCUUCAACAAAAAUCACACAUGCAUGCGAAACAAAUAUUUCUACUUUCUGGAAAGCAAAUUUUGAUUCUGUAACAUCGGCAACAAUAUUUCCAAAGAUGGGCAAACCUGGGAAAAAUUCUUGGAAACAUAGUUGCAAUCUUUCCGCAGCAAUGUCUUACAUUUUUCCCAGCGACAAGUGAAAAUGCUGCAGUAUUUAAAUAUUUCAAAACUAAAUUACCCUAUUGUUUUAGUUAUGUAAAGAAAUUGAUUGAAAAUCAAACCGAAGCUGAGGAAACAGUACAACUGUUAAAGGUGAGUUAAAUAUAAGAUCCAUAUUAAUUUCCUUCCCCGAAAAUAUUUGCAAUAAAAAAGAAAAAUGGUUGAUCAUAUUUUCUGCCACCGAACUAGUACUUUCAGGAAAUAAUUUUCUCCAGUGCUCCUAUUGCAUCAGCACCUAUUAAAACAGCAGAAACAAUAAUUCAAUUAUAUCUCCUGGCUUGUGGAAAACACCACGUAUAUUUUUUGUUGCUUUCCACAAGCCAAGAGAUAUAUAGUUUUAACGCCAUGCAAACUUUCAAGGAACAUGAUAAUUCAGUUGAUAGGUUCUUGAGCUUGCGGAAAGGUUCCCUGAACUGGGAAGGCAAACUUGGGAGAGGGCAUGAGUGGAAAAAUAGCGAGCCUUGGGAAUUUUUGAGGAUGAAAAGGAAAAAAGAAAAUAUGAAAAUGAAAGCAGCCAAAUGAACGAUGCAGUUGAAUAGAUAGAAAGUAUACCCUCAGUGACUCCAUGCACAGUGGACUUGAUUAAAUAUUAACCAUAACCAUUCCAUCAUGCAUAAACAAAACAGUAACCUCGCAGAAAAUGUUCCCAUGCUCCCUUGGAGUUCCGAAAAUUAAAAUAUUUAUCCACCGUGGGAGAGAGGAGCCCAGCAAGGGAGAUUGACCCACGGCCACAGGACGUUAUAUUUAAAAGAGCCAUGUCAAUACCGCAUUACCUCCUGUCCUUCUUUGAAAGCCCCUGCGUAUUCUAUAUAUUUAUCUAGAACAAAAAAUUUCUCAAACUCUUUCGAUUUUUUCAAUUAGCAUUGUUGCUGGGAAAAUCCUCAUUUCUCGUGGUUAGUUUUAAAGGAACUUCUAUUCCAGGUAUGUUUAAUUUAUUUUUAGAGGAUAUAAUAUACUAUGACCAGACAGGGUUCGUACAGAACUUGAAAGUCCUUGAAUGUCCUUGAAUUUGAAAACAAAAAUUCAAGGCCUUGAAUAUCCUUGAAUUUGUAAAGAAGUUCUUGAAAGUCCUUAAAUUUUUCUUGCUUUUGCUUUUCGAUAUUGUUCAGAAUUGUUUGACAUUCAAAACGGACAUUUUGUUGGAUUCAUUUUGCAUGUUCAUAUCUGACAAAGCUGUUUGAAACUCAUUAAAGUUGCGUUUUGAACAAUUCAACAUCAGAUUUACUGAUUUCUAACCCCUUUCCUUCAGUAUUUAGUCCUUGAAUUUGCUGAUACAUGGCCUUGAUGUCCUUGAAAAGUCCUUGAAUUUGACUCUUUCUCACAUGUACGAACCCUGCUAGAGAAAUAUAGGAUAAAAAUAUGAUUUUGUUGCUGUGUUAUUAUGCAACUUAGUUAAUUGAUUUCAGUUGUUCAUUGUUUUCAUGUUUUGUCACAUGUUUUGUUAUGUAAUUUGAGCGCUAAACCUCUUUCUUGCUUAUCACAGAAAUAGAAAAUUAUCGUCACGUUUUAUGUUCAAUAAAGCUUAUAUAUUUGAUUUAAAGAGUCGCAAAGAUGAGACAGGAGUGACGAAUAUAAAAUGUCAUUUUCCUAAUAUUAUUUGCCUCUCCUGUUACCUCCCUGAUCACAUGACCAUAUAUUGUCACAGUGUCUUCAAUAAGCACCAUACAAAAUAUAUAAAAUGUAUUCAGUACCGAUGUGACUUUUUCUGUGCAAAUUAAAGAAGCCUGAUUAUCUUCAUACCAGCCUCGUACCCAGGCGCUUUGAAUUGCUACGCUGUCGCGUGAAGAGCACGCGGGACGACACGCAUUCUGGGUACGAGGUUGUCUUUACAAAGUCACUGUAAAAAUCAGAAUCAGCCGACAAUGAAAAUAUGUUGAAAAUACAAUGUAUAUGAAUACUUUGAAGUCUGUAAUAGAAUGAAACAUAACUAUGGAUUGAUUGCCAACGGCAAGUUGGCAACGUCCGGUUUCAUAUAUAUUUUUAUAUAACCCAUGCCUUACGGCAAGUAUUCAAUAAUCAGUGAUGAUCGGAAAUAAAAUUCCGGUUUUACCACUGUUCGCCAUUUAACAUUGUAACCAUAUUCAGAUCGCUAUUUUAUCUAACCACAAAUUACAACCUGUUAUCCAUUUUUCAAGAUAUCGUGUUCUUACACAUAUGAAAUGAGACCGUUUGUUGAUCUAUUAUUGGAAAUGACGCUACUUAAUGACUCCUGGCAAAAACAUCGCGUUGUCAAUAUUUUAAAAGGUG